AUGGCGAAACUCUUCGGCUGCCCAAUCAACGUGAAAGCAGAGGAAGAAGACGACGACGGUGGUAGCUCAAUCGCCGCAGAGUUUUACCGAUCUGGUAACCAGCCGGACUACGAAGCUAUAAGGGAAACCAAUCCGUACAUCCGUUUCCUGGAGUCGAUUUCAGAUCCCGGAUCGGUUUCGAUGGAAUCAGAACCCGAUCGGCAUCACUCCUUCAUCGAUUUCUUCGGUCGAGAGUCGUACGUAGGCUCGAAUCAGCGGCUAAGCACUUCGCGUGCUUUCGAUAUCUGGGAUAUUCAAGACAUGGAGGAGGAGGAGGAGGUAGAAUUAGGGCUCCGAAUCGGGUCCGGAUCCGGGUCGGAUCAUUCAGGCGAGUUAGGGCUUCAAGUUACCAGGAGUUUUGAAAUCGAUACGCGUAUGCUCGAAAUUGAUUCGGGUCGGGUCGAAAUCGGGUCGAGUCGGGUCGAAAUCGGGUCGGGUCGGGUCGAAAUCGGGUCGGGUCGGGUCGAAGUUGAUACGGGUCGGGUCGAAGUUGAUACGGGUCUGGUAGAAAUUGGUACGGGUCUGGUCGAAAUUGGUACGGACGAUCUCUUGGUUGAACACGUGGAGCCGCAGAACGAGAUCACGUGGGGUGUUCCGGAACCUGUCGACCCCCAAGAAGAAGUAGGAGGAGUAAGCUCGUCUCUAGAGCCCAUGGAGGAAUAUAAUCAAGAAUGGCAUGGUGGUUUAUUUGAUGGGUUCUUUGAAGAAUCUGUAGAUUUAGUGAUGGAGGAUUUUUUCGACACCCUUUUUCCGGAUAUAGAUGUAUACGCUGCGAACAACAGAGACUACGAGGAUGUUAUAGCACGAACGUUCCAUGAGUCUGGAACCAAAGGAAGUCCACCAGCUUCCAAGAGGAUGGUGGAUGAGCUUCCUGAUGUGGAUGUCACCUCUGAAGAGUUGAGCAUUGGCUGCGCGAUCUGCAAAGAUGAGAUUGUGGUGGAGGAGAAAGUUAAGAGGCUUCCUUGUAGGCAUUACUAUCAUAAAGAGUGCAUUGUGCCUUGGUUAGGGAUAAGGAAUACAUGUCCGGUUUGUCGGUAUGAGCUGCCUACUGAUGAUCUUGAGUACGAAAGGAAUAAGAGAUCACGAAGGGGUUUGGGGAGAGACUUGAUGUCAGAGUAG
Messenger RNA from Brassica napus (rape), 1158 nucleotides. RefSeq lists its product as uncharacterized. Gene Ontology annotation, biological process: protein ubiquitination. Gene Ontology annotation, cellular component: cytoplasm. The transcript has a single exon. The coding region runs from base 1 to 1158 and encodes 385 amino acids. The record is from RefSeq and is a predicted model, not a curated record. Gene Ontology annotation, molecular function: ubiquitin protein ligase activity. Lineage: Eukaryota; Viridiplantae; Streptophyta; Magnoliopsida; Brassicales; Brassicaceae.